Amorphotheca resinae ATCC 22711 is the source of this 2638-nucleotide messenger RNA. RefSeq lists its product as hypothetical. Gene Ontology annotation, molecular function: telomeric repeat DNA binding; damaged DNA binding; double-stranded DNA binding. The transcript has 7 exons. Gene Ontology annotation, biological process: cellular response to gamma radiation; DNA recombination; telomere maintenance. The coding region runs from base 55 to 2280 and encodes 741 amino acids. NCBI's taxonomy places the organism in Eukaryota, Fungi, Ascomycota, Leotiomycetes, Helotiales, Amorphothecaceae. The record is from RefSeq and is a predicted model, not a curated record. Gene Ontology annotation, cellular component: nucleus; Ku70:Ku80 complex.
GGCUAGUCUGGCAUCAUACAACCUCUUUGACACUCUUCAACGGCGAGACGCAAUAUGGCGAGCAAAGAAGCUACAGUGUAUAUUGUAGAUCAAGGUGCUUCUACCGGAGAAUGUCACAAUGGCAGGGUCGAGAGUGAUCUCGAUUAUGGCAUGAGGUAUAUCUGGGACAAGAUCGCCGAGACGAUGAUGGCGAACAGAGUCACAGCAGGUGUUGGGGUUAUUGGGUUGCGAACAGAUGAGACGGAGAAUGAACUAGCUGAGACUGAUGCCGAAGCAUACUCGAAUAUAUGCGUGCAGAAACCUCUUGGACCCAUGGAGAUGGCUCACCUGAGGGAUCUACAAAAACGGAUCAAAACCAGCAGUACCGAUCAUGGAGAUGCCAUCUCAGCUAUCGUGGUUGCAAUCCAGCUGAUUGAAAAAUUUACAACCUUGAAGUCUGGGAAGCCGGGAAAAUAUGCUCGGAAAAUUGUUCUCCUCACGGAUGGCCAAGGUACUAUCGAGGAUGAUGAUAUUGAGCCCAUCGUGGAAAGGAUCAACGAGCUAGGAAUAGGUCUUGUGGUUGUUGGUGUUGAUUUUGAUGAUGCUGAGUUCGGGUUCAUCGAGGACGACAAGUCCGCCCUCAAGGCAAAGAAUGAGAAGCUUCUUAAAAAAUUGACAGAGAAGUGUUCUAAAGGCGUCUUUGGAACUGCCGCUGAAGCUAUCGCCGACCUCUCAGUGCCUCGUGUGAAGCCGUACAGGCCGUAUUCUACAUACAAAGGCAAGCUGAGUCUGGGCGAUUUCAGAAGUUAUCCCGAAACAGCUAUGCUGAUCGAUGUUGAACGGUUCUUCAGAAUUAAAGUGGCAAAGCCGGUUUCUGCUAGCAGCUUCGUUACUCGGUCCUCCGCCACGGAUGGAGCAGCAAGUGGACAGUCAUCCCACACACUCCGGGGCGAUACGGAGAUGACAGAUGCACCCUCAAGUGUGGGUGACCUCGUCCCAGUCAGGAGUGCAACAACCUAUAAGGUCGAUGAUCCAGCGGCCCCUGGAGGGAAGAAGGAUGUGGAGCGUGAAGAGCUAGCUAAGGGGUAUGAGUAUGGAAGGACCGCCGUCCACAUCAGUGAGUCGGAUGAAAACAUCACAAAACUCGAGACUUUUAGCAGCUUCGAAAUCGUUGGUUUCAUUCCUAAUGACAAGUAUCAGAAGUUUCUUAACCUGGGAGAAAGCCGCAUUACUAUUGCGCAAAAGACGAAUGAAAAAGCCGCAAUGGCACUAUCCUCAUUCAUACAUGCGCUGCACGAGCUUGAUUCCUACGCCGUCGCCAGGAUCGUCACAAAAGAUGGGAAGGAUCCCCAAAUGUUGCUACUUGCCCCUUCAAUCGAACCGGACAUGGAAGCCCUUAUUGAUGUCCCCCUUCCAUUUGCUGAAGAUGUCCGUGUUUACAGAUUUCCACCUCUGGACAGGGUCAUCACUACAUCUGGAGCUAUCCUUACGAAGCAUAGGAACCUCCCAAGUGAUGAGCUGGUCCACGCCAUGAGCGAUUAUGUAGACAGCAUGGAUCUAUCUGAGUUUGGAAGGGAUGAAGACGAUCUACCUACAGAAUACAUGCCAAUUGAAGACACCUAUUCCCCCAUAGUCCACAGAAUCAACCAAGCCAUACGCAGGCGCGCUGUUCAGCCAGAUGAAGCCAUACCUCCCCCUCCGGAGAUCCUGACUCGAUAUUCAGCGCCCCCACCAGAGCUCGUCUCAGAAGCCGCUCCGAAACUUGAGAAACUCGUGGCCGCCGCCUCCGUCAAGAAAGUCCCUCCAAAAGUCAAAGGCAAACGCGGCCGUCGCGAAGUCAUCAAGCCCCUCUCCGGUCUCGACAUAGAGUCGCUCCUCGGCCGCGAAAAGCGGCGCAAGCUAUCCCCCACCAACGCCAUCCCCGAAUUCAAGCAGAUGCUUGAAACCGCCAGCGACGUGGCGGUGCUCCACGACGCGGCCUCCCAGAUGGCCGGCAUCAUCCACGAGCUCAUCAAGACGAGUCUCGGCGACCAGUGGUACGCGCAAGCCCUAGAGAACCUCUCGGUGCUGCGCGACCAGAUGAUCGAGUUCGAGGAGCCCGACACGUACAACGCCAUCAUCCGGGAUCUGAAGGCGAAACUGCUGCGUGACGAGCUGGGGGCUGGCAGGAGGGAGCUCUGGUUCCAGAUUGUGAGGGACCGCAAGUUGGGAUUGAUCGAUAGCGAGACGGCCGAGGCGUCGACGGUGAAGCAGGAGGAGGCUGCUGAUUUCUACUCUAUGAAGCUGGAACCUGCCGAGUAGCGGGAAAGAAUAAGUGGGAUAAGUACCUAGGUAAGAUCUUGACAUAUACUUUUCACGAGCGAGGGAAGGAAAAAUGCAGGAAGGAGCUUGCGGGAGUUGCGUGGUCAUUGAUGCAGGGACGAGAAAGCUAUAGUUCUAUCUAUGUUCUUUGUUGGAUGGGUCACGGAGGAUCACAACACAGGCUUCGGGUCAGGCUGGAUAAGGUAUUGAGAUCAUAUAUCAUCUCCGGAUACCUAAACAUCGGUGCUGGGGUAAUAAUACCGAGGUAGUUCUUCCACAGACGGAUCAAUCAAGUCACGUAGCAUAAAUCAGGUAGUUUGGAGCGCUGCAGCAUGGAGGAACAAAUCUAAGACCUUGC